UCGAAUUUUAGAACGGAUCAACAGAAUUUGAGUGUUGGAUAUAUACCCCUAUAUAUUUAUUCUUAGAGAAUCAAAAAGAAAUUUCUUCGAUCGUUUAUAAUGAAUUUUCUAGGAUUAACAAGCAAGAAUAAAACGUUCAAACCAAAAAAGAAAGUGCCGGAAGGUACAAAACAAUAUCAACUUAAACAAUUUGCGGAAGCUACGCUUGGUUCAGGUAACUUGAAACUGGCAGUAGUCUUGCCCGAAGGCGAAGAUCUUAAUGAAUGGUUGGCUGUGAACACAUACGAUUUUUUCAAUCAAAUAAAUAUGCUUUACGGUACGAUUACGGAAUUUUGUACGCCACAAGAAUGUCCAGUAAUGUCAGCUGGACCACAAGUUGAAUAUCAUUGGUCAGAUGGAGAGAAAUUUAAGAAACCAACUAAAUUAUCAGCACCAGAAUAUGUUGACCAUUUAAUGGAAUGGGUACAAAAUCAAUUAGAUGACGAAACAAUAUUUCCGAGUAAAAUUAGAGUUCCAUUUCCAAAGAAUUUUGAACAAGUAGUAAAAACAAUAUUCAAACGGUUAUUUAGAGUGUACGCGCAUAUUUAUUUAUCACAUUUUUCAGUUAUAGUUGCAUUAGGAGAAGAAGCUCAUUUGAAUACUAGUUUUAAACAUUAUAUUUACUUUGUACAAGAAUUUCAAUUAAUUGAAAAAAAAGAAUUACAACCACUAGCUGAUCUAAUCAUUCGUCUAACCAGUCAAGAUCAAAUUUAAUAAUUUGUAUAAUCGUAUUGUAUAAUGAUACAUAUAUGUGUGUAUAUAUAUAUUUAUAUAUCUUAAAAUAAAAUGUAAAUUAAUAUAUAUAUAUAUAUACUAUU
This is a messenger RNA of Rhizophagus irregularis DAOM 181602=DAOM 197198, 857 nucleotides long. Its product is annotated as MOB kinase activator 1B. The record is from RefSeq and is a predicted model, not a curated record. Gene Ontology annotation, biological process: cell division; signal transduction; positive regulation of protein phosphorylation. Gene Ontology annotation, cellular component: nucleus; cytoplasm. NCBI's taxonomy places the organism in Eukaryota, Fungi, Glomeromycota, Glomeromycetes, Glomerales, Glomeraceae. Gene Ontology annotation, molecular function: protein kinase activator activity.